ACAUUUGUUUUGUUUUAGAUUUUGAAAAAAUUUGAACCCAUAAUGGCUUACGUCGCACUUAGCGAAGCGGAAAAAACAUUUAUAUUGCAUGGCGUAGAGGAGGAUUAUCGAUGUGAUGGCCGCUCCCGGCGAGAUUACAGGCCAAUGGAGCUUGAAACUGGUCUGGUGAGCAAUGCCAGUGGCUCUGCACGCCUGCGUCUGGCAAACACUGAUAUAUUAGUGGGCGUUAAAACAGAAAUCGAUGUGCCGCAUCAAUUAACGCCAGAGUUUGGAAAACUAGAGUUCUUUGUUGACUGCUCUGCAAAUGCAACACCCGAAUUUGAAGGUCGUGGAGGGUCAGAUUUGGCUCAGGAACUGAUUCUUUCACUUAAGAAUGCCUACGAAUCCCCUUUUGCAUUUGACUACCGCAGCUUGUGCCUCAUCCCAGGUCAACAAUGCUGGAAGCUUUACAUAGAUAUAUUGAUAUUGGAGUGCGGAGGUAACCUCUACGAUGCCGUGUCUUUAGCAGCCAAAGCAGCGCUGUUCAAUACAAAACUACCCCGUGUGACAGCUACAUUGUUGGACGCAGGCAUAACUGAUCUCAUAAUAUCCGAUAAUCCAUAUGACUGCACACGUAUAGGGAUCGAGACGGUGCCAUUGUUGGUCACCGUGUGUAAGAUUGGCGACUUCUGCCUGGUGGAUCCAUCAGCCGAGGAAGAGGCAUGCAGCACAGUAAGCAUGGUUGUGGCUGUAUCGCAGCGAAAUAAUGAAGCUUUCCUGUCCGGCACGCACAUGACAGGCGGUGGUUCCAUGCACAGAGACACUAUGCUCAAUUGCCUGCAACUCGGACUUUCUAUUGGUGAUUACUUGGAUAAGUUACUUGUUAAGAUGCUUAAGCAAGAGCAAGAGCGUGUGGGGCCUAAGCGGCCCAAAAUUGUGGGAUUUCUUAAAUAAAAGUGAUUGGCAAACUUU
This is a messenger RNA of Scaptodrosophila lebanonensis, 951 nucleotides long. RefSeq names its product exosome complex exonuclease RRP42 (gene Rrp42). Gene Ontology annotation, biological process: nuclear polyadenylation-dependent rRNA catabolic process; U1 snRNA 3'-end processing; exonucleolytic trimming to generate mature 3'-end of 5.8S rRNA from tricistronic rRNA transcript (SSU-rRNA, 5.8S rRNA, LSU-rRNA). Lineage: Eukaryota; Metazoa; Arthropoda; Insecta; Diptera; Drosophilidae. Gene Ontology annotation, cellular component: nuclear exosome (RNase complex); cytoplasmic exosome (RNase complex). The transcript is spliced from 5 exons. The record is from RefSeq and is a predicted model, not a curated record. The coding region runs from base 43 to 933 and encodes 296 amino acids.